Manacus vitellinus (golden-collared manakin) is the source of this 2233-nucleotide messenger RNA. RefSeq names its product UTP18 small subunit processome component (gene UTP18). Gene Ontology annotation, cellular component: Pwp2p-containing subcomplex of 90S preribosome; small-subunit processome. Bases 1 to 1428 code for a protein of 475 amino acids. NCBI's taxonomy places the organism in Eukaryota, Metazoa, Chordata, Aves, Passeriformes, Pipridae. Gene Ontology annotation, molecular function: protein binding. The transcript is spliced from 13 exons. The record is from RefSeq and is a predicted model, not a curated record. Gene Ontology annotation, biological process: rRNA processing.
AUGUGGGAACAUAUUCCUGCCUAUCCACAGGAACUGCUUGGAGCAGGAGCCUGGCUUGCUAUAAAACAGAACCUUGUGGUUGCUGCCACAGAGAGGAAAAGUCUCCAAGCAGAGUCCAGCGAUUCCGAGGUAGAAAAUGAAGCGAAAGGCGACUUGUUGCCCAGAAAGCCGGCCUGGGUGGAUGAGGAUGAUGAAGCCGAGGAAAAUGUUGACAUGACCCAUAAAUACAGGAAGGAUUUCAUGAAAAGCGAUGCUGAGAAGACACUUACUAAGAAAAAACUAAAAAGAAGACUUGAGGAACAGUUUCAGCAAGCCAUGGGAGGAGUUCCUGCCUGGGCUAAUUUAGAAAACAGGAAGAAAUCCAAAAGGACUUCAAGUGAUAGUGAGAGUGAUGAAGAUGAUGAUCUUCUACGCAGGACUGGCAAUUUCAUAACGAGCUCAGAGUCCCUGCCAAGAGGGAUUUUGAAGAUGAGCACCUGCCUGCCUGCAAACCAGGAACGCUUUGCCGAUGGAAAGCUGGUGACGGUGCAGUUCCAUCCUUCAGCCCAGGUGGUCAUGACUGCGGGACACGAUCGGUCUGUGUCGCUCUUCCAGGUGGAUGGUAUAAGGAAUCCAAAAAUACAGAGCAUCUAUUUAGAGAGUUUUCCAAUUUAUAAGGCUCGUUUCAGUGUUGAUGGAGAACAAGUUAUAGCCACUGGUACUCACCACAGCAUGUUCUUUGUGUAUGACAUGAUGGCUGGAAAUAUUAUUCCUAUACCCAAAGUCCGAGGUGUGGAGGAAAGAUUUCUCAGAAACUUCGAGCUCUCUCCAGAUGGAUCAUUUAUGCUGCUAAUUGGAACCUCAGGUUACCUUCACUUGCUGUCCAUGAAGACAAAGGAACUGAUCAGCACUAUGAAGGUAAAUGGAAGAUGCACUGCAUCUGCUUUCACUCCAGACAGCAGUAAAAUAUACAACUAUUCAAAGGAAGGUGAAGUUUUCAUUUGGGAUGUGAGAAGCAGGAAGUGUCUACACAAAUUUGAAGAUGAAGGUUCUUUGGAAGGACAGUGCAUUGCUGUUUCAAAGAACAACCAGUAUGUGGCAUGUGGUUCAUCUUCAGGGGUUGUAAAUUUAUAUACCACUGAUGUUUGUCUCAAGGAAAACCGUCCUAAGCCAGUUAAGGCCAUAAUGAACCUUGUUACUUCUGCCACCUGUGUGACCUUCAACCCCACCACGGAAAUUUUGGCAGUGGCUUCCCGUGAUGCUGAUGAGGCUGUGAAAUUGGUGCACAUUCCUUCAUACACUGUGUUCUCAAACUUCCCGGUGUUCAGAAGAAAACAGAUUUAUCUUGCUCAGUCUAUGGACUUUUCUCCCAGAAGUGGCUAUUUCUCUGUAGCAAAUAACAAAGGCAAAGCCUUGUUAUUUAGGCUGAAACAUUAUUCAUCUUUCUGAAAGAAGGUACAGCAGAAAAUGGACCAGUAACUGAGGUGAACUGCUGACAACAUUGACUUGAGGAACUUUAUUUUCAUUUUGCUACCUCCACCUCUUUAUAGAUGGCAGGAAGAAAUUUGUAACACUGUGUGAUCUGAAACUGGUCUGGAUCACUCAUGUAGAAGGAUGGGCUGGAGUAGGGCUUGCCUUGUCAGUCCUAGCUUUUCUAAUAAUACAAUAGAACAAGUUGAUAGUUCAACUAAAAUCUGUCAGUGGGACUGAGGAGAAGUUAAUUGAUAGUGUAAUUGAUUCUAUUUAAAUCAAUCUCAGCAGUGUUGUAAAACUGAUCCUGUUAAGGAGUCCUGUAAGUGAGCCCACAGGAGUCUGCAUCACUUCAAAUUCAGAUUACAAACAUCACUGAAGUCUGAAGCCCAAGUUUGUGUGCAGAUACGAUUUUAUUGAACACUUAAACGUCUUCUUGGGAACUGGAAAGACCUGUAGCCUUGGCAGUAAUACAGUAGUUCUGUUUGACAAGAAAUGUGUUGAUGAGGGGAAGCUGAACUUGUUCAGACUGGAAGCAGGUCUGACUGUUGCAUGUUAAGCUUACAUAGAAUUUUGUGAUGGUUCAGUGUUUGGAAGAUACUAACAAAAUUCUCUGUGCUGGUCUUUCCCCAGGUUGUAACCUGCAGAUACGAGUAUGCUGACAAAAUCAAACAAGUCUUAUUUAUAUGGAAGUUACAAAAUACUAGUAGAACAUCUGUAUUUUUGAAUGUUGUUUUUUUUUUUUAAUAAAUAUACCUGGUAAGUUUCCAGGCAACUUGUUUCA